Messenger RNA from Prunus armeniaca (apricot), 10248 nucleotides. The record is from the annotation of a GenBank genome assembly. NCBI's taxonomy places the organism in Eukaryota, Viridiplantae, Streptophyta, Magnoliopsida, Rosales, Rosaceae.
AUGGCCGAGGCCUUCGCCAAACUCGCCGAGUCUCUCUACUCGGAAAACAAGCCCAUCUCCUCCGCUGAUCUCUUGCAGAGGCUGCGCUCCUCCCCCGACUCCAUCAGACCUGGCCUCGAGAACCUUUUUCUGAUUCUUAAACUCGGCGUUGAGGCCGCCGGAGACGGGAAGCUAGGGUUCCAAUCAUGGGCCGAUUCUCAAAUUCAAGCAGUUUAUUCGAUUGCCUAUGCCAUCGCUUCCGCCUCUCGGUCUCUAUUGGUGGGGCAAGCGGAAGCAAUAAUUGUUGCCAUUGUGCAACUGUCGUUGGAAUUUGCUGUAUGUUAUUUGGAGAGAUCAGAAUUUAACAGCGAAGAUAUGAGCAUUCAGAGUAUUAUGGUGCAGCUUUUGGAGAUAGCGUUGGUUGAUGAAAUGGAUAAAGCACCUGACACACUGCAACCUUGCUCUGUUGAUAGUCUGGUGGACUUGUUACCAUCUGUUACCAGUAGUUCUUGUGGUAAUGAGUUUGAUAACCACAUUAAAUGUGGCCCUCAAGGUGCCAAUUGCGCAAGGUCAGAGAAACCGGUGGAUCGUCUGUUUAUGUCUUUAGCUUCUGAGUGCAUACAAUCUGAUAGGCAGACCAGUGGGUUUGGUGGGCCUACUGUCCACCAGGAUUUGAACAAAUUGGUUUUUCUAUCGCAACAUUGGGCAGUUUCUCACGUGGGGUGUAUUCAACGUUUGAUCUUGCUCUGUAAGGAACUCAUUGUGCUUCCAGAUAUGUUUGAUGAGAAGAUGGCUGGGACAAACUUCUGUAAGAGGCUGUCUUUCAGUUUGAGGAUUAUAAAGCUACUUGGAAGUCUCACGAAGGACAUCCCAUAUAUUGAAUAUGAUGCCUCAUUGGUGCAAGCAGUUGGUACUUUUGCUGAUGCAGUGCCUGUGUUGUUUAGAUCUGGAUUUGAGUUUGUAAAUAGCAAUGUUGCAGCCGAUGGUAGUUUUGAGAGCCUCACUUUGUUGCUACUGGAAGACUUCCUUGAACUCGUCCGGGUUACUUUCUGCAACAGCAGUGUUUUCUUGAAUGUCCAAGUCUGUGUGGUAGCUUCCAUACUAGAUAAUUUAGACUCUUCUGUAUGGAGAUAUAACAAGUCUGCUGCUAACCUGAAGCCCCCACUAGCUUAUUCUCCACGAAUUGUUGUUUACAUAUUGAUGCUCAUUCACGACCUUAAGAGACAGACUAGUCGGGCUGUCAAUUGGAAGGAGUUAGACACAGAACUUGUUGGCAGUAGCGUCAAUUUUCUUGAUUCCCCUUCAUGCAUUGUUCAUUCUGAGAAAGUUCCUUUACUUCACAGGUUCACAUUUGAACAUCUAGUACAGAUGAUAUUCCCUUCCUCAAAACAAUGGAUGGAUGAUCUAAUGCAUCUUAUCUUGUUCCUUCAUUCAGAGGGAGUGAAACUGAGGCCAAAAGUGGAGAGGUCAUAUUCUAGUUGUGCAAAAACCACUUGCAGCCCUGAAUUAGAAAAUGUGGUUUGCCAUGAAGACGAAGCCCUUUUUGGAGACCUUUUCUCUGAAAGUGGCCGUGGAUCUACAGACGGAUAUGAUCAGCCACCAGUUGUUGCUAACUCUAGCUCUAGCCAGAGUAAUAUGCCAAUGGAAGCUGCUACAGAAAUGUUGAACUUUUUGAAAGUGUGCAUCUUCUCUCCUGAAUGGCAUCCAUCUGUUUUUGAGGAUGGCUGCUCAAAGCUUAGCAAAAGCCAUAUUGAUAUUUUUUUGUCCUUACUCCACAGUCAGGGAUGUGCUGAGGAGAGGAGUGCUGAGGGCUAUUCUCUAUCACAGGAAGAGAGAAAGAUUGGGCAUGCCCAUGAACUUUGUUUUGAUUUGUUUCAGGACCUUGUCACACGCCAUGCUUUAUCUGAUUCACUGGAAGAGUACUUUGUUGAGAAAGUUUUGAAUGUUGAGAAUGAUACUUUUGUUUACAAUAAUCAGACCCUUAACUUGCUAGCUCACACCCUUUUCUGUAGGGUGGGUUUGGCUGGCAGCCGGUUGAGAAACCAAAUUUUCAGGGGGUUUGUGGAUUUUGUGGCUGAGAAGACAAAAGCUAUUUCUUUAAAAUGCCCUAGCUUUAAGGAGCUUCUUGAGGCCCUUCCAUCUCCUUUUCAUAUUGAGAUUCUUCUUGUGGCAUUUCACUUAUCGUCUGAAGAGGAAAAGGCAUCACAUGCAAAGUUAAUAUUUUCUGCUCUCAGAACAAUUGGUGCUCCAGCUUCGGGUUCCAACAGUACACAUUUGUCUUGCUGGGCUUUACUGGUUUCAAGGUUGAUUUUAGUGCUUCGCCAUAUGAUAUUUUACCCACAGACUUGUCCUUCAUCUUUGCUUGUACAUCUACGAUCCAAGUUGAGGGAAGCUCCGUACUCCAGUUCACAGCCUGGGGUGAACGAUCAUUUGUCAUCUUGGGUCUCAAUUGUAUUUAAAAAUGUAAUGACUACAUGGUGUGAAGAAGAGCCUGACAUCAGUCCCUUGAUUCAUCAACUGAUUGAUAUAUCUGCCCUCCCUGCUUCGCUGUCCACAGACAGUCUUAAUAUUGACAGAUUAUGCUUGAGUUGGGAUGACAUCUGUUCAACCAUGUCAUCAAUUCUGGGGUUCUGGAAAGGUAGACAGGCUGCAGUGGUGGAGGAUCUCAUUAUUGAAAGAUACAUUUUCAUACUUUGUUGGGACUUUCCAACUAUUGGCACUGCAACAGACCAUCAGCUUCCUUUAGGGAGUGAUCCACAGACUCUUGACACUUCUGAAAUAGAAAAUUUCUUUUACUUCAGCCAUUCAAUUCUAGGUCAUCAUGGUGUUGGUGUGAAAAAUAAUUUUUCUGAAAUUAUAGUUCACUUGCUUCAGCACUUAGAUGCUGAACUUGUACCUGAAUACAUUGAGGAAUUAGGCUGGGGUUUUUUGAGAAAUGCAAUGUGGUUGUCUUUGGCACUUUCCUUGCUUGAUGUUGGCAUCUGGAGGUAUGGUGUGAAGAAUAGAGUCACAGGAGUGGGUUCAAACUGGAUAGAGAACACGUCUAAGGACAAUGAGUAUAUUGCUGUUGCUGAAGGGAUGAUUUCUUCUUUGAUGGAAGCUGGACAAGUUUCAAUGUUGUUUAAGAUAUUUUCAUCUUUGUUGAAAAGACAUUUACAGGCUUAUCAGAAAGCUUUUGUUGCUACGUUUGGUAGUAGCCAGAAGGAUGCUGAUGGGUUUUCACCACUUUUGCUCUUUAAACAUUCAGGAUUUGACAGAUGCCUUCAGGAUGAGCUUGAAAAGACUGGCACUUAUUCUUUUCGUCUAGAGUCUGUUCUUGACCUGUUGGUAAAGUUUGAUGCUAUCAUUGAUAAAAGAGCUUCAGGAAUUUUGUGCAGGGUCUCCUGGGAAUGUAUGUUACAUGGUUUCCCAUUUAAUCUUCAGACUCAUAGUGGAAUUCUUCUUUCUUGCAUUUUUAACAUAAGGGGGAUAAUUUCCAUUCUUGUUGGUUUGCUUAAAAUAAAAGAUGUGAUAGGAAAUGUCGGCGUGGAGAUUGAGGUACUUCGUCAAAUUCUUGAUACAGUUGUGACAAUCAAGUUUGAUAGGAUCUUUGAAAGCAUUCACGGGAAAUGUGAAACCAUUUAUGAAAGCUUGAGUGCAGGCUUGGGAGGGUCAGACUAUGCCAAUUUAAUUCUAUUAGAGCACUUGGAGGGUUUUCUAAGGGACAUUAAUGCCAGAGGAGUAAGCGACAACAGCAUUUAUGAGUGCAUAAUCACCAAGGCUAUUGAUAUGAUGGAUAGCCUUAGAAAAGACCCUACAAAGGUUGAUAUUUUUAAGUUCUAUCUUGGAGUAGAAGAUGUCCCAGAGCAGGUGAAGGCGCUUUUCGGCGUGCAGCGUGGUGAUUUACUGGUUCUAAUUGACGCUCUGCAUAAUUGUUACUCUGAGACAGUUAACAUAAAGGUUCUUAGCUUUUUUGUUGAUCUGUUAACUGGAGAGCUGUGCCCUGAUCUUAAACACAAGAUCCAAAACAAAUUUCUCAGCAUGGACUUACUUUUGCUUUCCAAGUGGUUGGAGAAGAGGCUCUUAGGUUGUGUUGUGGAAGCUUCGGGUGGAGUUAACAGUGCAAAAGGAAGUUCUCUCUCUCUCAGGGAGUCGACCAUGAACUUUAUUUUAUGCAUUGUAUCACCACCUUCUGAUUUGAAAUCAGCAGAACUGCAGAGUCAUAUUUUUGAAGCUGUGCUGGUCUCCCUUGAUCCUGCUUUUUUGAAAUUUGAUAUUCAUGUUGCCAAAUCAUUUUUCCAUUUUGUUGUUCAGCUAUCAAAGGGUGAUGCUUCAGUGAAAUUACUUUUAAAGAGGACCAUAAUGCUGAUGCAGAAGCUGACCGGCAAUGAUUGCCUGCUACCAGGCCUGAAGUUUCUUUUUGACUUUUUGGGAAGUGUCUUAAGUGAUUGUGGGUCUGGUAAGAAUACCCCAGAAAAGUUGUCGGGAAAAUCUCUGCCUGGAAAUACUAUUGGUAUGGGACCUAUGGCUUCAAGGCCAGUAGGUUCAAGGAAGAACUCCGAGACAUUGGUCCUUUCUACUAAUGAAGAAGGUGGGUCCAUUGCUCUUGAAUGUGAUGCAACUUCUGUAGACGAGGAUGAGGAUGAUGGAACUUCUGAUGGUGAGGUGGCUAGCCUGGAUAAGGAUGACGAAGACGAUACUAACAGUGAAAGGUCCCUUGCUUCUAAAGUUUGCACGUUUACUUCUAGCGGUAGCAAUUUUAUGGAACAACACUGGUACUUCUGUUAUACAUGUGAUCUGACUGUCUCAAAAGGCUGUUGCUCUGUGUGUGCAAAAGUUUGUCAUCGUGGUCAUCGUGUUGUUUAUUCUCGCUCUAGUCGUUUCUUUUGUGAUUGUGGAGCUGGGGGUGUUAGAGGCAGCAAUUGUCAAUGCCUAAAGCCACGCAAGUACACUGGAAGUAGUAGCGCCCCCAUCCGUAGUACUAGUAAUUUCCAGUCCUUUUUACCUUUCACGGAGGAUGGAGAGCAGCUGCCAGAAAGUGAUUCAGAUCUUGACGAGGAUACUAGUACCGAUGUAGAUAACUCUCUCAGACUAUCCAUCCCAAGAGAGCUUCAGGAUGGGAUCACACCAUUGCUUGAAGAACUUGAUGUUGAAGGUCAGGUGCUCGAGCUUUGCUCCUCAUUGUUCCCCUAUAUAACUAGUAGACGAGAGUCCAACUUGUCAAAAGAUAAUAAGAUCAUUCUUGGUAAAGACAAGGUGCUUUCUUUUGGUGUUGACCUCUUGCAAUUGAAGAAGGCAUAUAAAAGCGGCUCCUUAGACCUGAAAAUAAAGGCAGACUAUUCCAAUGCCAAGGAACUUAAAUCACAUUUAGCUAGUGGUUCUCUUGUCAAAUCCUUGCUCAGUGUCAGUAUUCGAGGGCGACUUGCUGUUGGUGAAGGUGAUAAAGUUGCUAUAUUUGAUGUUGGGCAGUUGAUUGGACAGGCCACCAUUGCACCGGUGACAGCAGACAAAACCAAUGUUAAGCCCCUCUCCAAGAAUGUUGUUCGAUUUGAAAUUGUGCAGCUUACUUUCAAUCCAGUGGUGGAGAAUUAUCUUGCAGUAGCAGGCUAUGAAGAUUGCCAGGUCCUUACCUUGAAUCCUCGUGGUGAAGUGACUGAUCGUCUUGCCAUUGAACUGGCACUGCAAGGUGCAUAUAUCAGACGGGUUGAUUGGGUUCCAGGUUCUCAGGUUCAAUUAAUGGUGGUUACCAACAGGUUUGUCAAAAUAUAUGAUCUAUCUCAGGACAACAUCAGUCCCAUACACUACUUCACACUGCCAGAUGAUAUGAUUGUGGAUGCAACACUUCUUUUGGCAACUCUAGGGAGGAUGUUUCUUAUUGUUCUUUCAGAAAAUGGAAGGCUAUUCAGGCUAGAGUUGUCAGUGGACGUUAAUGUUGGGGCUACACCUUUGAAGGAAGUAAUCCAGAUACAGGAUAAAGAGAUAAACGCGAAGGGUUCAUCUUUGUACUUUUCAUCAGCGUACAAAUUACUUUUCCUAUCCUAUCAAGAUGGCACUGCUUUGGUUGGUCGGCUAAGCCCCAAUGCCACAUCUCUAAGUGAGAUGUCUACUAUAUAUGAGGAGGAACAAGAUGGUAAACUGCGGUCUGCUGGACUACAUCGUUGGAAGGAAUUGUUGGCAGGCAGUGGGUUAUUCGUUUGCUUCUCAAGUAUAAAAUUAAACUCUGCCAUUGCUGUAUCGAUGGGAUCACAGGAGUUAUUCGCACAGAACUUGAGACAUGCAGUGGGUUCGACUUCACCUCUUGUUGGAGUAACGGCUUAUAAGCCUUUAUCCAAAGAUAAGAUUCACUGUCUUGUUUUGCACGAUGAUGGUAGCCUUCAGAUAUACUCACAUGUUCCAAUGGGAGUCGAUGCUGGUGCUAGUGUGACAGCAGAGAAAGUCAAAAAAUUGGGUUCUGGCAUUCUCAGUAAUAAGGCUUAUGCUGGUGUUAACCCUGAAUUUCCACUUGAUUUUUUUGAGAAAACAGUAUGCAUAACAGCAGAUGUGAAACUGGGUGGUGAUGCCAUCAGAAAUGGUGAUUCUGAAGGGGCAAAGCAAAGCUUGGCAUCUGAGGAUGGCUUUCUAGAAAGUCCAAGCUCUGCGGGAUUUAAGAUAUCUGUCUUCAAUUCAAACCCUGAUAUCAUCAUGGUUGGGUUUCGCGUGCAUGUUGGUAAUACAUCGGCAAACCAUAUACCUUCAGACGUUACUAUUUUCCACCGGGUCAUUAAAUUAGAUGAAGGCAUGCGAUCUUGGUAUGAUAUACCAUUUACAGUUGCUGAGUCACUCCUUGCUGAUGAAGAAUUUACAAUCUCUGUUGGACCAACCUUCAAUGGAUCUGCUCUGCCUAGAAUUGACUGCCUUGAAGUAUAUGGUAGAGCCAAAGAUGAAUUUGGUUGGAAAGAAAAGAUGGAUGCUGUACUUGAUAUGGAAGCUCGUGAUCUGGGAAAAAAACGCCGAUCAAUGCAGUCUGCUCCUAUACAGGAGCAGGUCAUAGCAGAUGGUCUUAAGCUUCUAUCCAGCAUUUAUUCAUUGAGCAGGUCUCAGGGUUGCUCCAGAGCUGAGGAAGUUAAUCCGGAGCUAAUGAAACUGAGGUGCAAGCAGUUAUUAGAAAAAAUAUUUGAGAGUGACCGAGAGCCUUUGUUGCAGGCUGCUGCUUGCCAUGUCUUGCAGGCUGUGUUCACCAAAAAAGAUACCUACUAUCAUGUUAAGGACACCAUGCGGCUUCUUGGGGUGGUGAAGUCGACCUUUGUACUCUCUUCAAGGCUUGGGGUUGGUGGUACUGCAGGGGCAUGGAUAGUUGAAGAGUUUACAGCCCAGAUGCGGGCAGUAUCUAAGAUUGCAUUGCACCGUCGCUCAAAUCUGGCUACAUUCUUGGAGAAAAAUGGUUCUGAAGUUGUGGAUGGGCUUAUUCAAGUUCUGUGGGGAAUUUUGGACUUAGAGCAGCUUGACACACAAACAAUGAACAACAUUGUCAUAUCUUCUGUAGAACUCAUUUAUUGUUAUGCUGAAUGCCUGGCUUUGCAUGGAAAGGAUACAGGGGUACACUCUGUUGGACCUGCUGUUGUAUUAUUUAAAAAGCUUCUCUUUUCGCCCAAUGAGGCUGUUCAGACCUCAACCAGCUUGGCUAUAUCAUCAAGGUUGCUUCAGGUUCCAUUUCCCAAGCAAACUAUGUUGGCCACAGAUGAUGCUGCAGAAAAUGCAGUAUCUGCCCCUGUGCAUGCUGACACUACUGGCGGAAAUGCCCAAGUAAUGAUUGAAGAAGAUUCCAUCACUUCAUCUGUUCAAUACUGUUGUGAUGGUUGCACCACUGUUCCUAUACUUAGACGGCGAUGGCAUUGUACUGUUUGUCCUGAUUUUGAUCUGUGUGAGGCAUGCUAUGAAGUUUUGGAUGCAGACCGUCUCCCUCCACCUCACUCUAGAGAUCAUCCUAUGACAGCAAUACCCAUUGAAGUGGAAUCACUAGGGGGAGAUGGCAAUGAGUUCCACUUCACACCAGAUGAUGUAAGUGAUUCAAGCAUAUUGCCAGUAACUGCAGAUUCGAGGACCCAGAAUUCUGCUCCAUCAAUUCAUGUCCUCGAGCCCAAUGAGUCUGGGGAGUUUUCUGCUUCAGUGAAUGACCCGGUUUCAAUUUCUGCUUCGAAACGAGCUUUGAAUUCCUUGAUUCUCUCUGAGCUUCUUGAACAAUUAAAGGGAUGGAUGCAGUCAACAUCAGGGGUCCGGGCGAUUCCUAUUAUGCAGCUCUUCUACAGAUUAUCUUCUGCUGUUGGUGGACCGUUUAUAGACAUCUCAAAGCCUGAAAGCUUAGACUUAGAGAAAUUAAUUCGGUGGUUUCUGGAUGAGCUUAAUCUUAACCAACCCUUGGUUGUGAAAGCUCGCUGUUCAUUUGGGGAAGUUGCAAUACUUAUAUUCAUGUUCUUUACCCUGAUGCUACGAAACUGGCACCAGCCUGGCAGUGAUAGUUCCAUGCCAAAACCUAGUGGGACAGCAGAAACGCAUGAUAAAAGCAUCAUCCAGAUCUCGCCGUCCACCUCAUUUACUGCUUCAUCUUCCUUGGAUGAUCAAGAGAAAAAUGACUUUGCAUCCCAGCUGCUUCGAGCUUGCAAUUCCCUUAGGCAGCAGUCUGUUGUCAAUUACUUAAUGGACAUAUUGCAGCAGCUAAUGCAUGUUUUUAAGUCCCCUUCUGUUAAUUAUGAAAAUGCAGGACCUGGUUCUGGCUGUGGAGCCCUGUUAACAGUUCGAAGGGAUGUUGUGGCUGGUAAUUUUUCGCCUUUCUUUUCAGACUCAUAUGCAAAAGCCCACCGUACAGAUAUUUUUAUGGACUACCAUAGGUUGUUGUUGGAGAAUACCUUUCGGCUGGUAUACACUUUGGUCAGACCUGAAAAGCAAGACAAGACUGGAGAGAAAGAGAAGGUGUCAAAGAUCUCUUCUGGCAAGGAUCUGAAGCUAGAUGGAUAUCAAGAUGUCCUGUGCAGUUACAUUAACAAUCCUCACACGACUUUUGUGAGAAGAUAUGCAAGGCGGCUUUUCCUCCAUCUCUGUGGAAGCAAAACUCAUUAUUAUAGUGUGCGAGACUCUUGGCAGUUUUCAAGUGAGAUGAAAAAACUUAUCAAACAUGUAAACAAAUCUGGUGGGUUUCAAAAUCCUUUGUCAUAUGAGAGAAGUGUUAAGAUAGUUAAAUGUCUCUGUACUAUGGCUGAAGUAGCUGUGGCACGACCUCGGAAUUGGCAGAAGUACUGUUUGAGGCAUUCAGAUUUUUUGCCAUUCUUGAUAAACGGAGUGUUCUAUCUCGGAGAAGAGUCAGUUAUUCAGAUUUUGAAGCUGUUGAAUCUUUCCUUCUACGCAGGAAAGGAUAUUGGUAAUUCAUUACAGAAAAAUGAAGCUGCGGAUUCAGGUAUUAAUUCAAACAAAUCAGGGUCACAAUCUCAGGAUCCCAAAAAGAAGAAGAAAGGUGAAGAAGGAACAGAAUCUGGUUCGGACAAGUCCUAUUUGGAUAUGGAGUCGGUGAUUGAUAUCUUCAGUGACAAGGGUGGAGAUGUCUUGAAGCAAUUCAUUGAUUGCUUUUUGCUGGAAUGGAAUUCUAGCUCUGUGCGUGCGGAGGCCAAGUGUGUUCUUUUUGGUGUUUGGCAUCAUGCUAAGCAACCAUUCAAGGAAACUAUGAUGAUGGCUCUCUUGCAAAAAAUAAAAUGUCUACCAAUGUAUGGUCAAAAUAUUGUUGAGUAUACUGAACUUGUCACCUGGUUGCUGGGUAAAGUUCCAGAUAUCAGCUCAAAGCAACAGAGCAGUGAACUUGUGGAUCGAUGCUUAACCCCUGAUGUAAUCAGAUGCAUCUUUGAAACACUUCAUUCACAAAAUGAGCUUUUAGCUAAUCAUCCAAAUUCCCGCAUAUACAACACUUUAAGUGGAUUAGUUGAAUUUGAUGGGUACUAUCUUGAGAGUGAGCCUUGUGUUGCCUGCAGCUCUCCUGAGGUACCAUACAGCAAGAUGAAGCUAGAAAGUCUGAAAUCUGAAACAAAAUUCACUGACAACCGCAUCAUAGUGAAAUGCACUGGGAGUUACACCAUCCAGACUGUGACCAUGAAUGUUCAUGAUGCACGGAAGUCUAAAUCAGUGAAAGUUUUGAAUCUGUAUUAUAAUAAUCGACCUGUGGCUGACUUGUCAGAAUUGAAGAUAAUUGGUCUCUGUGGAAACGGGCCAAGAGCUGUCAUCUUGCUUUCAAUCAGACUGAACUUAAAGUGGAGUUUCCCAUUCCAAUAA